Zalophus californianus (California sea lion) is the source of this 3478-nucleotide messenger RNA. RefSeq names its product splicing factor proline and glutamine rich (gene SFPQ). The transcript is spliced from 10 exons. The record is from RefSeq and is a predicted model, not a curated record. Gene Ontology annotation, molecular function: RNA binding. Gene Ontology annotation, cellular component: nucleus. Gene Ontology annotation, biological process: regulation of DNA-templated transcription. The coding region runs from base 140 to 2242 and encodes 700 amino acids. NCBI's taxonomy places the organism in Eukaryota, Metazoa, Chordata, Mammalia, Carnivora, Otariidae.
AUGCCAGCUGGCCUAUAUAAGAGGAGGACAAAGGCGGCGCGCCGCCUGUGUCAUCCGCCAUCUUGUGCGAAGCAAGGUGGCCUCCACGUUCCCUGAGCGUCUUCUCCGCUUUUGCCUCGACCGCCCCUUGAUCACAGACAUGUCUCGGGACCGGUUCCGGAGCCGUGGCGGUGGCGGUGGCGGCUUCCACCGGCGCGGAGGAGGCGGUGGCCGCGGCGGCCUCCACGACUUCCGCUCCCCGCCACCCGGCAUGGGCCUCAAUCAGAACCGCGGACCCAUGGGUCCCGGCCCGGGCCAGGGUGGCCCCAAGCCCCCGAUCCCGCCACCGCCUCCGCACCAGCAACAGCAGCAGCCACCGCCGCAGCAGCCGCCACCACAGCAGCCGCCGCCGCUUCAGCCGCCACCGCAUCAGCCGCCGCAUCAGCAGCCUCCGCCGCCACAGGACUCGUCUAAGCCCGUCGUUCCUCAGGGACCCGGCCCGGCUCCCGGAGUGGGCAGCGCUCCGCCGGCCUCCGGCCCGGCACCGCCUGCUACUCCUCCGACCUCCGGCGCCCCUACGGGGCCUGGCCCCACCCCGACCCCGCCGCCCGCUGUCACCUCGGCGCCCCCUGGGGCGCCCCCGCCCGCGCCGCCGAGCAGCGGGGUCCCCACCACCCCGCCUCAGGCCGGGGGCCCGCCACCUCCCCCCGCAGGGGGCCCGGGCCCCGGGCCUAAGCAGGGCCCAGGACCCGGAGGCCCGAAAGGCGGCAAAAUGCCAGGCGGGCCGAAGCCCGGCGGCGGCCCGGGCCUAAGCACUCCUGGCGGCCACCCCAAGCCGCCGCACCGAGGCGGCGGGGAGCCCCGCGGAGGCCGGCAGCACCACCCGCCCUACCACCAGCAGCACCACCAGGGGCCCCCGCCCGGCGGGCCCGGCGGCCGCAGCGAGGAGAAGAUUUCCGACUCAGAGGGGUUUAAAGCCAACUUGUCUCUCUUGAGGAGGCCUGGAGAGAAAACUUACACUCAGCGUUGUCGGUUGUUUGUUGGGAAUCUACCUGCUGAUAUCACAGAGGAUGAAUUCAAAAGACUAUUUGCUAAAUAUGGAGAACCAGGAGAAGUUUUUAUCAAUAAAGGCAAAGGAUUUGGGUUUAUUAAACUUGAAUCUAGGGCAUUGGCUGAAAUUGCCAAAGCUGAACUUGAUGAUACACCCAUGAGAGGUAGACAGCUUCGGGUUCGCUUUGCCACACAUGCUGCUGCCCUCUCCGUUCGAAAUCUUUCACCUUAUGUUUCCAAUGAACUGUUGGAAGAAGCCUUUAGCCAAUUUGGUCCUAUUGAAAGGGCCGUUGUAAUUGUGGAUGAUCGUGGAAGAUCUACAGGGAAAGGCAUUGUUGAAUUUGCUUCUAAACCAGCAGCAAGAAAAGCCUUUGAAAGAUGCAGCGAAGGUGUUUUCUUACUGACAACAACUCCUCGUCCAGUCAUUGUGGAACCACUUGAACAAUUAGAUGAUGAAGAUGGCCUUCCUGAAAAACUUGCACAGAAGAAUCCAAUGUAUCAAAAGGAGAGAGAAACGCCUCCUCGUUUUGCCCAGCAUGGCACAUUUGAGUAUGAAUAUUCUCAGCGAUGGAAAUCCCUGGAUGAAAUGGAAAAACAGCAAAGGGAACAAGUUGAAAAAAACAUGAAAGAUGCAAAAGACAAAUUGGAAAGUGAAAUGGAAGAUGCCUAUCAUGAGCAUCAGGCAAAUCUUUUGCGUCAAGAUCUGAUGAGACGCCAGGAAGAAUUAAGACGCAUGGAAGAACUUCACAAUCAAGAAAUGCAAAAACGUAAAGAAAUGCAACUAAGGCAAGAAGAAGAACGACGUAGAAGGGAAGAAGAGAUGAUGAUUCGUCAGCGUGAAAUGGAAGAGCAAAUGAGACGCCAAAGAGAGGAAAGUUAUAGCCGGAUGGGCUACAUGGAUCCAAGAGAAAGAGACAUGAGAAUGGGUGGUGGAGGAGCAAUGAACAUGGGAGAUCCCUAUGGUUCAGGAGGCCAGAAAUUUCCACCUCUAGGUGGUGGUGGUGGCAUAGGUUAUGAAGCUAAUCCUGGAGUCCCACCAGCAACCAUGAGUGGUUCCAUGAUGGGAAGCGACAUGCGUACUGAGCGCUUUGGGCAGGGAGGUGCGGGACCUGUGGGUGGACAGGGUCCUAGAGGAAUGGGGCCUGGAACUCCAGCAGGAUAUGGUAGAGGGAGAGAAGAGUAUGAAGGCCCAAACAAAAAGCCCCGAUUUUAGAUGUGAUAUCUAGGUUUUCAUUCCAGUUUGUUUUUGUCUUUUCUUGUUUAGAUACCAAUCUUUUAAAUUCUUGCAUUUUAGUAAGAAAGCUACCUUUUUAUGGAUGUUAGCAGUUUAUUGACCUAAUAUUUGUAAAUGGUCUGUUUGGGCAGGUAAAAUUAUGUAAUGCAGUGUUUCAAACAGGGGAAUUUUUUUCCUUUUCCUUUUUUUUUUUUUUUUAACUGUAUAAUGUCCCUCAAGUUAUGGCAGUGUACCUUGUGCCACUGAAUUUCCAAAGUGUACCAAUUUUUUUUUUACUGUGCUUCAAAUAAAUAGAAAAAAUAGUUAUAAUAUUGAUCUUCAACUUUGCCAUUCAUGCUUCUAUGCACAUUAGGCUAGGUAUUCCACUUUGAAAGCAUGAGCGUGUCUAGGCCUUCGAAUGGCACAUGCCAUUUCUGGGAAAUGUAUCUGUAGGCUAAGUAUUGCUUUCUACAAAUAAGUACCCCCUUGUUUUAAAAAGAAGAAAUGCAUAUUGAAGUAGUUUCAUGAUUUGAUUUGUUUGGCAUUAGAGGAAGCAAGCUGGUGCUAAGUAUUUUUAAAUGGUUAUGUAAGCAAGCUGAACUGUAAAUCUUCCUUCAGGAAUGUGUAUUAAGAUUAUGGAAUGGGUGAAAGACUAUUGGUAGGGGGAGAAAGUGGGUAUGACUAAAUGGAUCUUUAUGGCCCUAUGAUCUAUCCUUUCCUUGAAAGUUUCUGAAGAAAAAGUGGAAAGAUCAUUCUGUUGCAUUCCUCCAUUCUUGUUUUUAAAAGAACAAGUCCCAAGCCCUACAAAUGGCUUGUAUUGAACUUUCACAUUUGAAUUAAAGAUUGUUAAACAUGAAGCCUUUUCAUGUAUUACUUCAAGCGAUUUAUGAAGAUGGGGUUUAGUCUGAAAAAUGCAACUCGAAAGUAAGCGUAGUAACCAUAAAGUAGGUUUAGCUAUAUAUGCAUUUGUACUCUGUAACUUUUAUAUCUCCUUGUGCUACUGCUGGUGGGCAAAAUCUGUAGGACUAUAAAAAUCUACUUGUUCUCUUGUCUAAGUAAACUAGUGGUGACUGUUAAUGACAAGUAGGGUUCCAGAUAAUGAUUCUUACUGUAAAAUAUUUGUUAACUUGUUUUUCAUAGUUCACUUUCGAUGUAGCACUAAAUCUGGAGAGAGUUGUUUAUGCUACACAGUACAAAUAGCCCUUCCUCCCACUGUAAAGUUCUGGAGUGUUUCGA